AUGUCUGUAAUUACCCUUCCUCCUGCUUUCCCAGUCAUCGGACUUCCCCUCGUAGCUGCCUUUGCUCUCAAUGCGUACCAAUCGACCAAUGUUAUGAAAGCCCGUAAAGCUGCCGGUGUAAAGUAUCCUACUUUAUACGUGACAGAAGCAGAGGCCAAUGCUGAUCCUAAGAAGAUGGCAUUCAACUGUGCUCAGAGAGCUCACGGAAAUACUCUUGAGAAUAUUCCAUACAUCUUAGGUGUAUUCGCUUUCUUGAGUCUUUAUCACCCUAAAAUCGCUUCUGGUUUGUUUGCUCAUUGGAUUAUAGGUAGAUUCAGCUAUACUGCUGGAUACUCAACUGGUAACCCGUCUGGUCGAAUGAGCUUCAUUUACAAAACAUCUUAUAUCGGUCUCAUAGGUCUCUUCUUCGGUUCUGCUUAUGUCGCCAUCACAGAAUCCAUCAAGGUCUUCACUUAA
Molecule: messenger RNA, 456 nt
Organism: Kwoniella shivajii
Lineage: Eukaryota; Fungi; Basidiomycota; Tremellomycetes; Tremellales; Cryptococcaceae
Exons: 7
Coding region: 1-456 (151 amino acids)
Cellular component (GO): nuclear envelope; endoplasmic reticulum; membrane
Molecular function (GO): glutathione peroxidase activity; glutathione transferase activity
Source: RefSeq, a predicted model, not a curated record